CAGAGACUGCCUUUUUUGAAAUUUUUACUUUUGGUCUCAACGGGGAAUCCUUAAAUUUUGUGAUCAGUGUCAUCAAUAAGAUGGUAGAGGGAAGUCUCAAAUUUUCAUCUCUUUUGCACAUUCUUUUUUUACCUAUUGGAUGGACAAUUUCCAGAAGUGUCUGGCCCAACUCAUGUGCACUGAAAUUGUUACAUAAUUUUUUUAAAAAGCAUGUUUGUAAACUCUAAAACUAUUUUGAUGGUUAUUUUAUGAAACUAAAGUUUAGCAUGAAUGAAAGAUAAAAUACUGACAUUUUAGAGGCAUGAUUUUUACUACCUUGUAUAAAUAUAAUAUUGGCAGCAGUCAUUGUGUAGGACUGGACGGGGAAUCAGGAGACCUGGUUUCUAAUCCCUGCUCUGUCACUAACAAGCUGUGUGAUCUUCGGUAAGUCAUUUAAACUCUAUGUCGUUGGCUUUGAUAUUUAUAAAUGAAGGUAGAGAGUAUCUUCCUUUUAGGAUCAUUGUCAGGAUUUAAAAACCGAUAGGAAAAUGUAGUGAAAAAUUCUGUACAUACAGGAUUUUUAAUAGCUUAAUCAUGUGCAGUGAUUGGUGUUUUUAUAGUGUCACAUUCUUACUCAUUCUACCAUUGUUACAGGAGUCACCUAUUGAUAUGAUAAGUAACUGUGUUUUGACAUGGUAUAGCUAUGUGAGAUAGUCAUCUAGUGUACAUGAAUUUGAGUACUAAUAAAAUCAUCUUUCAUUUAAUGUUCCUAAUGUUCACCCUUGCCUUAGUGUUUCUACUGAAGUCAUAUUUGUCAUUUGUUUUCAUAAAUGUUUUUUCAUUAUUUCUCCCAAUUCAGACAGACUCAUUAGGAAGACAUUACAGUAUAAGGCACAUGCACAGUUUGUGCAAAUUAACUGUGCUCAAAAAGUACUUGUACUAUAUGGCUUCACAAUAUAAACUGUCUAGUUUAUCUGGUGCUUAAUUUAAAACAAAACAAAACAAAACAAAAAACAACAGUAAUCUAUUUAAAACCUGAAGAAGAAAUUGGGUGGACCUACUGUGAAGCAGUAUGAUUCAUAAAGAACUUACUUUAAAGAGUAAUACAGAGAUUUUUUUUAAAGGUAACUUUGACCACAAUUCUCAUCUUUGCUGAUUUUAAUAUAAGCCUUCUGUAAUAUGCAACCCAAGUGUAAUUUCAAGUAACAGAAUAUUUUGUCUGUUGACUAGGAUUUGUUAGAUUGCUAUUAUAGUGCUCAGUAGAUCUCCUAGCAAUUACUGUCAUAAGGUCACACUUCAGCCAACACUAUAAAGAAAAUUUCUUGUGUAUAAUCUUAGCAACCAUUAUUCUUUCAUUGUAGAAACUGUCAUAUUGCUUUUAAACAUAACAGAAUUUGUACAAUUAAAUGAAUGGUGUAUUUCCCACUCCCACCUACCCAAAAAAGGAAUCAUCUUGGAAAGCUAUAAACUAGAUUCAGUGAUACUGCCAUUGCUCAAAAAAAAUUUGGCAUUUUAUUUUUGGAUUACCUUCACAGUUAGAGCACAUUUUAAAAAUAUCUGUAAUGGUAAUUAAUAUUCAUCUUUUGAAAUUGGAUUUCAUUUUUAGAAGCUGCUAACAGUUCCUAAACUAAGGCAAGUCAAUAAUAUAGGUAUUUAAGCCACUCUUUGGGAUUAAAAAAAAAUGGAGUGGGGUUAUUUUCAUAUUUUUAUAUAUUUUUUAAUACUGUGUUUUAUAGAAAAUGUCCAAGAAUAUUGUGUGCCAUGGUGCAAAUAUCAGAAUAAUUAGCCUCAUAAGGUGAUUUCUUUGAAGGAGAUAGCAAUCAAUAGAAUAUGUAAGUUCUUAUACAUACAUUAUGAGGUCAGUCACAUUACAUUAUGAUCAUAUGUCUAUAUUCCUUAGCAACUACAAAAGACACGUUACUGUUCUUCUGGUUAUCUCACUUGUCUCUAAUUGUUCCUUGUUAUAUACUUGUGAUAAUUUUAACAGAGGUCGACCUUUUGUGAAUCAGAAACUUAGCAGUAUUUGUUUUCCUUCCCAAUAUCAUACUCCGCUUCACCAUGAAACUUUAUUUUUUCACCCAAUUUUGGAUUGUUAGUAAGUUUUCUGUUGGAUUUUAUCUUUUACUUUGAGUGGUUUGAAGCCAUUGCCAUUUUACUAAGAUAUAUAGAGGCUGCAGUUUUACUGAAUAGGUGAUCUCUUAAUUUUGCAAUGCUGUCUUUUGUCAGCUACUACUUUAUAACUUUCUCCAUAUAAAUUGAUCCUUUGUGUUACAAAUUCAUAUCAUUUCUCUGUUCAGGAUACUUUGCCUAAGAAUGAAUGAUUAUGAUAAUCCCACCUUAUUUUUCUAUACUUAUCUCUUUUUUUCCAGCAUAAAGGCUUUCUUCACACUUUUUUGGUCACACUUACUUACUUAACAUACCAUGUUCUCUCUCAGUGCAACAGUUUGACCUUACCAUUUUUACCUGCCUGAAAUCCUUUUUUCUGUCAUUGUUUUUGUUGAAAUAUAGCCAGCCCUUUAGAAGUCUAUCAGAUCAUAUCUGUUCAAUCAAAUCUUCAGUGAAGCAGUUGCUAUACUGUUCUUCCUGCAUCUUUAUAAUUUUAUCUCUUAUUUUGUACUGUUUUUCUUAAGAUAUGCUUAUAUGUUCUACCCAUGGAUAAUAAUCUGGAGAACAACAGAACCAUUAUUUUUCUAUGAAUUUCUUUCAGCACAAAAUAUAGCAUAAUUCAGAAUAAGUUCAUGCAAUUGUUUCGUAAAUGUUCAGUGAAUUAUUUGUUGAAUAACUAUUCUGCCAUCUUCACUCAGAUAUUUUAUGUGAUUUUUACCUUUAUGAACCAUUUUAUAACACCAAAUAAAUACAGUUUGUACCAUAAAUACAUUGUUUUUGAAAUCUGGUUAUCAUUAUUAUAUUCCUAAUAACUUUAUUUUGUAGAAGCUUAAGUGAAAAUGGUACAUGUUAGAAGACACGAAACAAGGAAAAAUUCUAAAACUCAAGAGCGUGAGCAGAAAUCUCGAGUUGAUUGGAGGCGGACUAAAAGAAGUAGCAUCUCACAGUUAUUUGAUAGUGAUGAAGAGCUUGACAACAACGAAGAGUUUGACAGCGACGAAGAGCUUGACAGUGAUGAAGAGCUUGACAGUGAUGAAGAUCUUGAUGGUAACAAGGGGUUUGAUAGUAAUAAAAAGCUGGAAAAUGAAAGAGAACUUAGAUUAAUUAAUGUUGAAAGUGAUGGUAGUAACUGUGAGCAUCUCGUGAACACUGGCAACAGUUCAACGUAUGAAGAAGAAAAGAACAAAAACAAACAUAGAAAUAUUGACUUACUAGAUCAUGAAAAGCAUUCAAAUCAAGAGGAUGAUGAUCUCAACAAACACCCCGGACAAAUACUAGAAGAGGACUUAGAAGAAGAACAUAUCAAGCGAGGGAAGAGAAAAAGGAUCUCCUCUGUUAUGUAUGACAGUGAUGAGAGUGAUGAUAGUGAUAUCCUAGUUAGAAAAGUAGGUGUUAAGCGUCCACGUAGAGUGGUUGAAGAUGAAUGUUCUUCAGUCGAGAUGGAGCAAAAAAAGCCUGAAAAAACUUUAGCUGCAAGAAAGAGAGAACAACUCCAGAAACUGAAAGAACUCUCAAAACAAAGAUCUCGUCAGAGACGCAAUAGUAGUAGAGAUUUUGAGGACUCUGAAAAGGAAUCCUGCCCAAGCAGUGAUGAAAAUGAUGAUGAGGAGGAGGAAGAUGAUUAUGAAUAUGAUGAAGAUGGAGAUGAUUAUAUUAUUGAUGACUUUGUAGUUCAAGAUGAGGAGGGUGAUGAAGAGAAUAAAAGCCAGCGAGGAGAAAAAUUGACUACAUCACAACUGAAAUUAGUAAAACAGAAUUCUCUUUAUUCUUUUAGUGACCACUAUACUCACUUUGAAAGAGUUGUGAAGGCUCUUCUGAUCAAUGCUUUAGAUGAAUCUUUUCUGGGAACAUUGUAUGAUGGUACCAGACAAAAAUCGUAUGCACAAGAUAUGUUGACAUCUCUCCAUUAUUUGGAUAACCGCUUUGUUCAGCCUCGUCUAGAGAGUUUAGCUUCUAGAAGUCGUUGGAAAGAGCAAUAUAAGGAGCGGGUGGAAAAUUAUUCUAAUGUAAGUAUCCAUUCGAAGAAUCCUGAAAACUGUUCCUGCCAGGCCUGUGGAUUGCAUCGCCAUUGCAAAUACUCGGUGCAUUUAUCAGGAAAGUUGUACAACACCAGGACUAUGGAAACAGAUGACUUCAUGUCACAUGAUAAACAGGUGUUUACUGUUGGCAGAAUUUGUGCUGAGCGUACCAGAAUUUAUCAUAAACUGAAACAUUUUAAGUUCAAACUGUACCAGGAAUGUUGCUCCAUUGCAAAGACAGAAGAAGUUGAAGACGAGCAGGUUAAAGAAACAGUGGAAAGAAUUUUCAGUCAGUCAAAGGAUAGUGGCUGGAUUAAGGAGAACAGUUCUUGUGACCCGAGAGUGAAGAAGCACCUGGUGCCAAUCUGAGGAAAGGAUCUCGGCUGCCAGUUCUAAUACCACCCACAUCCUCUUCUUGAGGACAUGGGCUGAGCAGUGAGCACUGUAACUGAAGAUCAAGGGGAAUGCAGAGGUUUCAGGCCACGGCACUGAUUUUGAUUCCCCCAAAUCCUGUUGAUCACUAAAUUUGAUAUCAGGGAUAAAGUGGGGGUUUUGAAGAGUGCACUGGAUUCCCGAAGAUCUGCUGGCAGCUCAUAAGCUCUGGUCUGCUCACAGAGCUUUUAGAAUUGCUUAUGGUACUUGGAAAGAAUGCUAAUAUGAUUGCAAUCUUCUAAAACAAGUCUAGUUACGUGAAUGUAUGAGAGAAAACAUAUAGUAGAUUUGCAGGCAACUCAGAUCAACAGUAUAUUUAAUCUUAAAAAAAAAAAAAAGGCUGACUUAAGAUCUGUUGCCUGGGUUAUUUUUAUCAUAGGGAAUUUGUAAAAGAGGAAGAUAAAAAAGAAGAAAGCUUAGUGAAUAAACUUAUAAGCAAAGGGAAAGAAAAAGAGAACAAACAACAGGAACUUGUCAGGACAUGUCAUGUUCCGCAGAGGUCUCCCAGUCUGGACAGUGACAUCAGAACUGGUUUCCCUCUGACAAUUAUCCUCCUACCACAAACCCCACCUGGUGAUCUCUCUGCAUCUCCCCCACCCAAUCUGGACCUUUCUGUAGUCUUUCUCUCAUUUUACUCUCCUCAGCUUUUUAUAUUUUACUUUGCUUCGACUUCUCUCCCAGUGCUUUCCUCCCUGUGCUUUUCUAUUUGCUUUAGGGGGGAAUCAUUACUUAUCCAGUAAGUCCCAUCUUCAUUUUCCAUGAUGACGUGAAAUUCUUAGCUGCUUUUAUUGGUGCAUUUAAGGGUUGCCAACCCUCUAGUGGAGGUGAAAAACCUACUGGGACACCAUUUUUUAAAGAAUUGUGUACUAGGUAUAGAAAAAUCACUGUGCACAUACUGUACAUAUUAUGUAAUAAUAGUAUAUAUUAAGAUGAACAUCAAACUUCUUGCAGAGAAAAACUAAAAACACUACUAGAUCAUGUACCUUAGAGAACGAUUAACAGGGUUUCUAACAGCAGGGACCUGGAAUAAGAAAAAAAUAUUCUUAGGAAGAGAAAAGUCAAGUGUUCUAUUAAACUUCAAGAACAACACACAGCAUUGGGCAGUUAUUUCAAGUUCAUGCAUGUUUAGGACAAUGUGCACAUUUUUUUCCACAUGUAAUACCAAAGAGCUUCAUUUUCUUUUUGGGAUCCUUCCUGCUUUAAAAAUACUUGUCUAUGGAUUUUCUCAAAAGAUGUCCUAGAGACCAAAGUUUAGAGCCACUGUAAACCCACAUGCAGCUUUCUGUGCUGUGAUUAAAAUUCAGAAUUUAUCAAGUGCUCUGACAUUUCACAGCAUCACUCCGCCUGCCCCUCAGUGUGAGUGUCCUUGUGUGACACCAUUGCAUGUGCUUGUGACACACAUCUUCUUCUUUGGCUGUAGGCUCAUGGUCAUAGCUACCCUAACCCUUCUGAAUGCCAGGGCUCAGUGCUGCUCCAGUGGCGCCAUCUGUGGCCCUUUUUCCUCUUACUUCCUUAUUAUUAUGUCAACCUAUUAUUUUACCUCAUACAAACUAUCUGGUCCUGGCUUUCCUCCUAGUUUGUUUUAUACACCUUGCUUUUCCCCUUACCUGCUUCUCCCUCCUCCAAGUGUUUCUCUUCCAUUGUCUCAGGAUAUCUCAGCAUUUCUUCCCAAAGACCUGCCAACUGGACUGACUUCAUUCUUUCUGUUCCUUCUCCUAACAGUUGAGCUAGGAUGAUCUGUUUUUAACUUAGGAUGAUGUUAAAGGGUAGGAGCUACUUGAGUGUAAGGAAGGAAAGAGUGAUAAGAAAAUUAAAGUAAAACCAAAACCUAUAAUAAAUGUAAUAAAAAUAAUUGUUUCAUUCUAAAUCAGACUGGAAGAACAUGCUAUCAUAUGCCACUGACAAAAUUUUAACAGGUGUUCUUAUUAAGAAGAAAGUGAAUGUGAUGAUGGGAUUUCCAGAAAAGUUGAAGAUAGGGUUAUUGGGAUGGGGUGGUGAAUAUGUGAACACCAGGAAGUGGAGAAAGUAGGUCAAUAAAAGUAUCAAGUCUCAGUUUUACAAUUGUAUGUAAAUUUUAAAUGUAUUACAUAAAGAUUGUUACAUAAGAAAGAAUUUUAAAUAAUGAUUUGAUAUCCCAUCCCUUCCUGAAACUCCUUAUGCGGGCUCUUCUUCUUUCCCCCUUUAAAACUUCUUUCUUUUUUUUUUUCUUUCGUUUCUUAAACUGAUGUUUCUCAAAUUGUGGCUUUAACUACCUAUGUCAGAAUCACCUAGAAGUUUGUGGAAAUUGUGUAGUUCCUAGCCUCAUGACAGUCCUAUUGAAUGAGAAUCCUUGGGUUAAACACCCAAUAUUUAACAAAUUAGGUGAUUCUUAAACAAAUUGAAGAUUGAGGGCCACUGCUUAAAGGCACAUUGUCACUCAAGGUUCCCUUCUCAGUCUCUAUAUAGCUCUCUGCCUUGACAAACCCAUUCCUUUCUUCAUGUCUAACUGCUGUUUCUGAACAGAAGACCCCAAACUCCUUCUUUUAUGUUCUGACCUCUUUUCUCACACUCAUUUCCACAGUUCCAACUGUUUUAAUCAGUAGGUCCAUGCUGGCAUUCGAAGGGGUUAACAGAAUAAGAUCGAAACUCUCCAGAUUUUCAGUAAAAAAGAAUGAUGGAACCAGAAUCUUUAGGUGGAGAGAAUAACCAGGAAAUACGGACUGCCUUCUGAGUUUCACUUUUCCUUUGAAGAGCUUUCUUUUUUCUUACUAAAGCUGACCCCACCUCACCCCCCUUUAAAUCUCAGAAAUAGCAUACUAUAAUGGUUAAAAGCAUGGAUUU
This is a messenger RNA of Enhydra lutris kenyoni (northern sea otter), 7355 nucleotides long. Its product is annotated as coiled-coil domain containing 82. The record is from RefSeq and is a predicted model, not a curated record. Lineage: Eukaryota; Metazoa; Chordata; Mammalia; Carnivora; Mustelidae. Gene Ontology annotation, cellular component: nucleus. The transcript has 7 exons. Bases 2925 to 4472 code for a protein of 515 amino acids.